AUGGAGGAGGAGAGCAUGGAGGAGGAGGGCGGCGGUGGCUGUGAGGCCAUGAUGGACGAUCAGAACCACAACAACUGGGGUGCCGGCGGCUACGGGCGGCACCUGCUGGGUCCUGCCGCGGCGCCGCUCGGUGACCGUUUCUUGCGUAGCCCCGCCGCUGGGCCUUCGUCUGAACCGGAGCUCCCUGUGGUGCCCGAAGCCAACGGUGUGCUGCGAGGGUGUGAGCCGGGGAGCGCCGCAGGCAAAGGGGGAGCAGGAGCUAUCGCCGCCGCCAUCAACAUUAACGCCUCGACCUCUAAGUUCCUAAUGAAUGUUAUAACAAUUGAAGACUAUAAGAGCACAUAUUGGCCAAAGCUGGACAGUGCCAUAGAUCAACUUUUGACUCAGAGUCCUGGUGACUACAUCCCUAUCUCCUAUGAACAAAUAUACAGUUGUGUGUAUAAGUGUGUAUGCCAGCAGCAUUCGGAACAGAUGUAUAGUGACCUAAUAAAAAAGAUAACUAACCACUUAGAGAGAGUCUCAAAGGAGCUGCAGGCCAGCCCUCCAGAUCUCUAUAUUGAAAGAUUUAACGUAGCUCUUGGACAGUAUAUGGGAGCAUUGCAGAGCAUUGUGCCUCUUUUCAUAUAUAUGAAUAAAUUUUACAUAGAAACCAAGCUAAACAGAGACUUAAAAGAUGACCUUAUAAAGCUGUUUACGGAACAUGUUGCAGAAAAGCACAUUUACAACCUAAUGCCUUUACUUUUGGAAGCUCAGUCAACACCGUUUCAAAUUACUCCUUCGACCAUGGCAAAUAUUGUGAAAGGCCUCUAUACACUACGACCAGAAUGGGUACAGAUGGCACCAGCUUUAUUUUCUAAAUUCAUCCCAAAUAUUCUACCCCCUGCUGUGGAAUCUGAGCUUCAGGAAUAUGCUGCUCAAGAUCAGAAGCUUCAAAGAGAGCUUAUGCAGAAUGGAUUUACUAGAGGUGACCAGUCACGCAAGAGAGCUGGAGAAGAGUUAACAUACAAUGGCUCAUCAGCUUGUGCAAGCUCCAGGGGUUACAGAUAGUGAACACACUGCAUCAGCUUCUAUUUCUAGCCAGAACAGACACUGGAGGAGCACAGGCAGUAUCCGGAGCCUCCUUUGGCAACAGCUGAUACUGAAGCUCUGACACGAACUCUGCCUCAAAGAAGAGUUUUGGACUUUUCUUCUUUUCUAUAAUGUCAGUUGCUGCUACAGUUGGGGUGACUUUGAAAGACAAUGAUUCCUUGGUCUAACCUAUCAAGUUAAACGCUCUUUGAUUUGUUUUAUUUUAUUUGUGUGUGUGAGGAAUGCACCUUGAAAAGCAAACAAACAAAUCCUUUCAAAGUGGGAAGAACAGGGCAGCCCAAAUCAGCAGCUUCCAAAAGCAUUAGAAUGGAAGAAUCCUUUUUGCACUCUUUUUUUCUUAAAAUUAAGGACAUUCUUAAAACUAGUUAACACGGCGGUGUAUUAGUUUUGAAACUUCGAGGUAUUUU
Indicator indicator is the source of this 1496-nucleotide messenger RNA. RefSeq names its product CDK2 associated cullin domain 1 (gene CACUL1). The record is from RefSeq and is a predicted model, not a curated record. Gene Ontology annotation, biological process: ubiquitin-dependent protein catabolic process. The transcript has 9 exons. Gene Ontology annotation, molecular function: ubiquitin protein ligase binding. NCBI's taxonomy places the organism in Eukaryota, Metazoa, Chordata, Aves, Piciformes, Indicatoridae. The coding region runs from base 1 to 1047 and encodes 348 amino acids.